AGUAAAGUGUUGUAAUUGUGUUCCCUCAGCACAAACCAAUUUGGCUUCUUUAAUUGGAGGCUGUCGGAGCUGUUGCCAAACCAUGAAGAAGGAGAUUCUUAUCCGGAUGCAACCGGACUACGACAAAUGCCACCACAGUAAGGCUCUCAAGGUGGCAGCUACUGUUAGCGGAGUGGAGUCGGUUACGGUGACCGGCCGGGACAGGGACCUGCUGCUGGUGAUCGGCGAUAGCGUGGACGAGGGCAAGCUGACCAGGAAGCUGAAUAAGGAGGUCGGGGAGGCCGAGAUCGUGGAGCUGCGGACUCUGCUUGCAGGCGGCUCGGACGCGCUGCCACCAGUCGUGUCCGCGGACAUGGUCGUCGCACUGUCCCCGUACCACUCCACCCCCGGCCGGAGCCUGCCCGGAGGCGAGCGUAUCACGGGCCCGGUCGCCGCCGCGCUGUGGCCGGGGGAGCAGGCAGGAUAUUAUCCCGGUACGCCCAGCCCGUGCCACUACUACUACCCGUCCCCGAUGGCUGGCCCUGGGCAAGUGCAGCAAGGCGGCUACGGCUACGCGGGCAGCCGCUACGCGCGCUCGGUGGCGCGCAGCCACCCCGCGAACUACUCCCCGAUGAUCGCGAGGCACGACUUCCGCGCCGUGGGCCGCCCGCGCGCGGCGGACGGAGGGCGCGCGGCACGCCGGUGGAGGGCCCAACUGGCUCCUUUUUUUUGCUUCUUGCCGUAGCGGCAGAUCAACGCUGCGAGCCUAAGCCAUUUGCCGAUAAGAACCGGCAGGGAAAUAGUUCUCAAGGAGCCUGAAUUAUGUGAUGAUGUACGCUCUCUUAAUAAAGCCUUUAGUCAGCUUU
Messenger RNA from Phragmites australis (common reed), 845 nucleotides. RefSeq lists its product as uncharacterized. Lineage: Eukaryota; Viridiplantae; Streptophyta; Magnoliopsida; Poales; Poaceae. The record is from RefSeq and is a predicted model, not a curated record. Bases 83 to 724 code for a protein of 213 amino acids. The transcript is spliced from 3 exons.